This is a messenger RNA of Aspergillus ruber CBS 135680, 384 nucleotides long. RefSeq lists its product as uncharacterized. The record is from RefSeq and is a predicted model, not a curated record. Bases 1 to 384 code for a protein of 127 amino acids. Lineage: Eukaryota; Fungi; Ascomycota; Eurotiomycetes; Eurotiales; Aspergillaceae. The transcript has a single exon.
AUGUACUCCAACACCCCCGGCACCAACUUCCUCGUCCUCUCUCCCAUCCAAACCGCCUCCCACGGGUCCCCCGCUCCUCGCGCCCGCUCCGACAGCUGCUCCUCCACCGACAGCGCCUCUUCCAACUUCCUCGUUCUCUCUCCCACCCAAGCAGGUCCUCACGACGCUGAGUACCGUGGCCGCUCGGACAGCUCUGCCUCCAUGGAUAGCUCUGCCUCUGCUUCCAGGUUCCUUGUUCUCUCGCCCGGCCAGGCUGGUCCUCACCACGCUUCUGGCUCCGAGAACCGCGUCCGCUCUCCGGCCGUGCUCUCGCCCUCUCCGCUGCCUGCUGGCUUCCUUUUCUUGGGCUACGACGCUCCUGUCCAGACUGCUUCGAGUGAAUAA